This is a messenger RNA of Frieseomelitta varia, 2183 nucleotides long. Its product is annotated as laccase-3-like. The record is from RefSeq and is a predicted model, not a curated record. Gene Ontology annotation, cellular component: plasma membrane. The transcript is spliced from 10 exons. Bases 282 to 2120 code for a protein of 612 amino acids. NCBI's taxonomy places the organism in Eukaryota, Metazoa, Arthropoda, Insecta, Hymenoptera, Apidae. Gene Ontology annotation, molecular function: oxidoreductase activity; copper ion binding. Gene Ontology annotation, biological process: iron ion transport.
ACAAAAAAGAAUUAGCUAGGCAAGUAUAUUUUUCAUAACAGAAAAUAUGAAUCUGAGUCAAAUGCAGUUUAGUCUGCAUAACUAAAAGUAGCUUAGGCCUUGCUUUCACCAACCAAGAUAGAUUCAGCUAAGUCGUCGUAUGAUCGUGAACCGUGUAACAUCGUCAGUAUUUAAUUUCUCGAGUCAUUGUGAUUCGCGAUUCGUGAUUCGCGAUGAUUAUUAAUUAUUAUAUAUCAGUUUUCAUAAAUUGCUAGAUUUCGACAAAAUUUGUCUGGAUUAAAAUGUGGUGGUUCAAGAACUUGAUUGUUUUUACCAUAUUUUUUAAUUUACUAAAAGUAUCUAUUUCUCAAACAAAAGAUGAUGAUUAUCACGAAUGUGUGCGGUCUUGUGCUGACAAUGUACUUUCAAAAAAAGUAUGCCGUUACGAAUUCUUCGCCAAAGAAUUGUCUAGUCCAAUCAGCAUUCAAAAUGGUUCUAAAAACAAAAAUGAAUCGAUGAAUCGUGACGAAAUAAUUUCAUCGAAUAGUUUUUUAGGAAUCAAUGGAAAAAGUCCGGGUCCACAGAUAGAGGUAUGUCUUGGAGAUACGAUAGAAGUACUUUUGUACAACAGAUUGGGAUCCGAAGAGUUAUCUUUUCAUUGGCAUGGAAUGCGGCAAAAAAAUUCUGCUCACAUGGACGGUGUUCCAAUGGUCACACAAUGUUCAAUAUUGCCAUUCGGAGGUUUUCGGUAUAAACUAAAACCUGAGAAUAUCGGAACAUACAUGUAUUACGCACAUAUAGUUUCACAGCAGGGCGACGGCGUGUACGGGUCGCUAACAGUUCGAGGACCACAAAAUGACCGUAGCUUGGAAAGGAUACUUCUCCUGUCGUCAAGGCCGUCAAUUCCAUUGUCACGGUACUCGUACUUGCAUCCACCUACGCCCAGGGAACUCCUCUUAAAUGGCCAGAAUAACGGGUCCAUGUUGAGAGUUCAUUAUGGAACGAAAUACUUCCUACGAGUCAUUAACGCCAACGCGUACAAUUGCCCCGUAUUGUUAUCCAUCUCUGGCCAUGAUUUUCGUGUUUUGGCUGUCGAUGGGAACCCGGUCGAACCAACAAUGGGCCGGCACGUCGUUUCCUUUCCAGGCGAGAGAUUUGACAUGAUUGUCGAGGCGAAUCAACCUCCUGGAAAAUAUCACGUCGACAUAGAGGGCCUUCUGGAUUGUCAAAACCUUCGUCAGGAAGCUUUCAUUCUUUACGAUAAUACAAAACCAGAGUCCGCUGUGACAAAGGACGACAAACUAUUGAAAAUCAAUGACUACGCAAUUGCAAGCAAGGGCCAUGAUUGUCAUCAGAUAUCAAAGAAUUUCAUUUGUGCGUUGGAUUUAAAGGGAUCGAGAGAAGUCGAGGUCAACUCGAACGAAGUUAUUUAUAUUCCAUUCGACGUAAAUGCUUUUUCCUACUUUACGGACGAGAUGUCGGACUAUAAGUAUAAUUUUUACGGAUGCCCUUUCUAUCCGUCAAGUCUAAGUACAAAGAAGGAAGGAGCAAAAGUCGCACAAAUUAAUCGCAUGUCGUUUAAAUAUCCCAUGUCUCCUUUAUUGUCUCAACCGGAAAACACACCGGAGGAGGGAAUUUGUUAUUUCGAGAAGCGCUCAAAAGAAUGUGCCGAUACACCAUUGUUCUGCGAAUGUGUUCACGUGAUCGAAGUUCCACCCAAGAAAAAUAUUGACAUUGUUUUAAUAGACGAAGGCUUCGGUGGAAAUGUUUCCCAUACGUUUCACAUACAUGGCUAUAACGCAAGCGUCCUAGGAAAAGAUAGUUUCGAGCGAGCAAUUACCAAAGAAGAAAUUAUACUUUUAGAUCGUAACAAACAGUUACACCGUAAUUUUUUAAAUCCACCGCAGAAAGAUAGUUUCGUUGUACCAAAUAAAGGUUACAUUAUUCUCCGCCUCUUCACUGAUAAUUUAGGAUAUUGGUUGUGGGAAGCACGAAGCACGGCAAUAUCUCCAGGAACAUCUGGACCUGUGAUGCAGUUUCUGUUAAAGGUAGGCAGUCGUGAAAGUUUCUUACCUGUUCCUUUAGACUUCCCUACCUGCGGAAGCAACAAACAUCCGGAUAUGGUGUUCGAAACAAAUUAAUUUAGCGCAUAAAUUUCUGUAUAUUUAUUUUAAGUUAACUAAUCAUAUUUAUUUAUCGUUACA